UAUUUUGAAAGUUUGAACCAGUUCUGUUUUCCAUUCAUGUUUGUUUGUUAGAAAUGUCAAUGCUGGGCCGUGCGGGACGGUUUGGGAGCUGAUAGGCUACAACACGCUCCCACUUCGAAGAAGUUUGUUGUCAUGUUUAACUGAGCUGAAGUUUACUCGGAUGUCGGUGGCCACUCCUACUUCCAAUUAGCUCCCACCUUUCUUUUUCUCAGCACUUUUACUUUUUUUUUUUUUUUUUCGUAUGUCAAACGUGAAACAUUACCUCAACUAGCGGGUUGGUCGGGCUGGUCGACCAGGGUCUGCUGCUGUCAAACCUUCGGUUGACAUGGAUUUGUGGCACCGAGGACAGGCGGACUGAAAAGUUUGGGAAUUGCCAUCAUUCACCAGCCAGCAACGACAAAACGGACUAAGCCGCAACUACUUUAUUAUUUUUUUUAUUUAUUUUUUAAUUAAAUUUUUAGUAACUUAUUUGGCUUAAGGCAUGCAAAAGUUCAACUCCACCGGAACCCACAGCAACACGCUGCCCCGGGACGCGGAGCUCCAGCUGCGGUUAGCUGACAGCGGAGGAGUCGGGGAAGGGAAGGAGAACGGUGCUGGGAAGCAUUUCCUCCCCCAGACUGAGGAGGAGAGCUCGUUUUGCACCAAGAGGAAGAUGCUUGUCGGUUUGGAUGUAAUUUGUCUUUGCGUCGCCUCCAUCCCAUUCUUUGCAUGUGAGUUGAAGGCAGUGACUCCGUACAGACGAGGCUUUUUCUGUGGAGACUCCAGCAUCACCUAUCCCUACGUGGAGAGAGAGGCCAUCCCUGACAGCCUGCUCAUCGCUGGUGGUAUAGCCAUUACUGGCCUGACGAUCGCACUGGGCGAAUGCUACCGGGUGCGUUUCCGAGGUGUACGCUCGCGGGCUUUUGUCCGAAACCGCUAUGUGUCAUGCCUGUACAAGGAGCUUGGAAGCUUCCUGUUUGGUUGCUGUGUGGGUCAGUCUCUCACCAAUAUGGCCAAACUAAGCGUGGGACGCCUGCGACCCAACUUCUUGUCUGUCUGCAACAUCACCUAUGCAUCUAUCAACUGCACUCCGGGCAGCUACGUGUCCCAAGUCAAUUGCAAGCAGCCUAAUCAGAAGAUGGUGGAGGAGGCAAGGAAGUCUUUUUUUUCUGGCCAUGCUUCCUUUGCAAUGUACACCAUGCUCUAUUUGGCAUUCUACCUGCAAGCACGGUUGUCGUGGCGAGGAGCUCGGCUGUUGCGCCCACUAAUACAGUUCCUGUUAGUGAUGAUUGCCAUCUACACUGGCCUGAGCCGCAUCUCUGACUACCGUCACCACCCCACCGACGUCCUCACAGGCUUCAUCCAAGGAGGGCUCACUGCGUACUGGGUGGCCUUCUACAUCUCCUCCAUGUUUAAGCCCUGCGCCCGUCCAAACCUGUCUCCCACUAGCAUGUCCCUGGAGAGUCCACUGUCCAGCCAGCAGACUGUCUGUUAGCAGGCACAUGCAGUCAUUCUAGGAACCAGAUGGUGAGAGAAGAUGGACUGCAGAGAGACAGUGAGAAUGUCAGGUAGCACAGGUGAGCAGCAGAGAGAAGAGAGAGAAACUUCAAUUUUUAGGAAAGGGAAUUAUUCUAAGGGAGGGAUACAACUAAAAUUGAUGGAGCACAAUCUACACAUGCUUGCUCUUUUGGGCAUACCGAUACACAUACAAAACAUACAUUCACACAGUAAUCUAACAUGUUCACACACUCACAUGUGAAAUACAAGAAGCAUAUAUGACUGUGAGUCAAACCCGUCCAGUGAAAAUAACUGCAUAGUAAUAUAGAUGUUUUUUUAUAUAUGAAAAAAAAAAAGUCUAUUUUUCAAGAGGAUUUUUAGAAGCUGCUAAUGUUGAUAGUUGCCAGUUUGAACUUAUUUUCUUCUGUGAUUGAGGCAUUUGGUCAGUGAAUUUAGUUAGCUUUCAAAGCAGAACUGGUCACCCUUGGGUGAGAGAGGAGAAAAGGCCUGCCUCCUCUCUGUUUUUUGAUCCUCUGCUCAGCUUGGAAAACAUUACCCAGCAGCUGUGAACUGAGACCAACAGACCUCAGAUGUAAAGACAGCACUGUACAAAGUAACAGAACUGGCAGCGAUAAGGAACAAGCACUGGCUUCAACUUCUGACCGUUUUUACCUUCAGUGGCCUGAUGUGUCACUGCUCUAAUCAGACUGCCCUACAUCACUAUGACUAAACAAAAAUCAGUAUGUAAGCAAAGAGAAAAAAAAAAAAAGAGUAUUUGUGCUGUAAAACAAUGUUAUCUUUCUUUUUUGAGUAACCAAGGCUGUGAUGGGGAGGAAACAGGUUAACUUCCCCUCCCCUUCAUUGCCAGUUUUCUGUACUAACCACUUUGACUGUGUCUCAGAGGUGGAGGUUUGACUGAAUUUUUGAACCUUUGACUUUUGCCCCUGGACUCCAAUCUCUGAGCUGCACCUUGAUUUAUGCCACUCUGACAGGAGAGCCGACGGGGUUGUGUGACCUCAAUGGCUCUCCUGUGCAUCCUUAUUAAUAGCACUUGAACGUACAUAAUGGAACCUUCUAAUUAUAAUCAAUAUUAUAUAUUUUAUCACAAGUUUGAAUAAUCAGUGUUUAUUUUUGUUAAUGUCAGACUCAUAUACUAUAUUUGUUUUGUUUUUUUCAUGAAAUUAUAAUUAUUCAAAUUGAAUGUAAAUAGGUGUGUCAUUUUAUAAACCACACAGAAUUUCAAAAGUAUUAGUUCCAGUUUUGGACAGUUUUUACAUGUUUAUGUAAGUGUUUGUAUUUACAUUUGUGUUGAUCAGGUACGGAGACUUACUAUUAUAUCUGUUGUAACUACUAGACUGAGCCACAGAUAUUAUCAGAAAGCUAUAUUUUUUGUGUUCCCAGUUAUUGUCAUGUGUUUGUUUUGUCUGUGAAUGCCAGAAAGGCAGAAAUAACCACUGUAAUCACAAAACCAAACCA
Xiphias gladius (swordfish) is the source of this 2952-nucleotide messenger RNA. It is a transcript of the gene ppap2d, whose product is annotated as phosphatidic acid phosphatase type 2D. Lineage: Eukaryota; Metazoa; Chordata; Actinopteri; Istiophoriformes; Xiphiidae. The record is from RefSeq and is a predicted model, not a curated record. The transcript has 6 exons. Gene Ontology annotation, biological process: phospholipid dephosphorylation; signal transduction; phospholipid metabolic process. Bases 482 to 1474 code for a protein of 330 amino acids. Gene Ontology annotation, molecular function: phosphatidate phosphatase activity.